UCUGUGUUGUCAGUGUGGGGAGGAUGCUGCGGCGGCGGCUGGGGGUAGUGUUUACGGCGGCGCUGCUCACCCCAGCCUUUGUCCUCUUCUUCCUCUCCAGCCCAGACCUAAGUGGAGAGCAGGCACUAGUGCAGAGGAUGGCAGAACUACGUGAGCGACUACACCACGCUGAGAUGCUCAACCAGGAGCGUCUCCAAGAUGUUAUUCUCCUUUCUAAGAAGUUCAACUUGAUUGUGCGGCCAGAUUCAGAGAGUGGCAACUUAACAGAGUUCCGGGCAUCACUGUCACAGGAGACUAGAGAUCUACUGGCCAACCUGAGCCACACAUCAGACAUGCACCUGCCCUCCAUCUACAGUUACCUGCCCCACCUUCUUCACUCUCGCGCUGCCACCACCCCUGCCUUCAAACUCUCCAAGGAACGUCACUCUGCAACAAUGGUGCUAGGAGUGCCCACAGUAAAGCGACAAGUGCAGAGCUACCUCAUGACAACACUCAGGAACCUCAUUGACUCCAUGUCCAUCGAAGAGAUGGAUGAAUGCAUUAUUGUCGUCUUUGUUGCUGAAUGGGAUUUGGACUAUGUCCGCCAAGUUGCCUCACAGAUUGAGAGAAAGUUUCCAGAACAUCUUGAUAGUGGACUCCUUGAAGUCAUCUCUCCUCCACAGUCCUUCUAUCCUGAUAUGGACAAGUUGCGGCAAACUCUCGGCGACCCUAUGGAAAGAGUCCGGUGGAGAACUAAGCAAAACCUUGACUUUGCUUUUCUUAUGAUGUAUGCUCAGCCUAAGGGGACUUUCUAUGUGCAGCUAGAAGAUGAUAUACAAACAAAGAAAGGAUAUAUUGCUACUAUGAAGAAAUUUGCAUUGCAGAAAACUUCAGAGAAGAAAAAUUGGUUUGUCUUGGAUUUUUGCCAGCUUGGAUUUAUAGGGAAAACUUUCAAGACUAUUGAUCUCUCAGCACUGGUGACUUUCUUGCUAGUGUUCCACAAUGACAAGCCUUGCGACUGGCUUCUUGAUCACCUUGUUCAGAACAAAGUUUGCCGAUUUGACCAGCCUUCGAAACAUUGCAAGAAAGCCAAGGAAAAUGUCUGGAUUCACUUCAAGCCUUCCUUAUUUCAACAUAUAGGAACCCAUUCAUCACUCAAGGGCAAAGUCCAGAAGUUAAAGGAUAAAUCAGCAGUAGGUAUUCCAGUGCAGAAUACUGGCUCCAGGCUGAGACUCAAGCAAAAAGGAAAGGUAGUUGAUGGUGUUAGUUUGAUAGUGUUUACACUUGCCACACUGAUGGUCAAUGCUAAUACCAUACCUGGCUUAUCUCAGGCAUGGUCAAUGGGAAUCUUGAUUAUUGUCAAUAAUGUUUUUUAUACAUAUUUAGUGCAUUUCUCCUUGAAAGUGAGACCCAGAUUUUAGGCUGUGGAUAAAAAAUAACAAAACAGUUAAAUAGCCAUAGUUACAGAUUGACAAGUUUAAGUACAUAUUACCAUAAUAGUUUACUCAGUAUGUUUUACAUUAGGACUAUUCAUAUUUUUAUUUGUGAAUACAAGAUGUUGUAAUGAAGAAAUACAAAGAAUCAUCAUUUCCAUUAGUAAGCUUGUGUUUUAGCAGCAUUUCAUAUUGCAAGACAAAAUUAUAUUUGGUGUAAUAAUAUACAGUAAGAAGACUUACAUUGUUUUGAGGCAGGAAAGAAAGAUUAGAAUUUAUUUUUAUGCUAGGUUUAUAUGCACUGUCUCUCUUAUUCACAUUAGUCAUUAUAUAAAAUAUUUGUGUUACUUCCUGUGCUACACAAAAAUUAACAUUGCAACAACAACUAGGCAGCUUUAAAAUGGAGGAGGAUUUGAGAAACAUACAUUUUUUACAUGUCACAAAGUAACUAAUGAAAUCACUUGAAAUAGGUGCUGGAUACUAAAUUCUAGCAGGGAUUUUAGUGUGGUUGAUAAAUGAAGAUAUUUGGGCUUGAGGCAGUGCUUGUUGAAUACUAGUGUGUGCUUGUAUAGAAUCAUUCUAGGAAUUAAACUAGGUUGAUCAGUCUUGAUUGGUUAAACUUUUUAUACAAUAGUGAAAAACAGAGUAAAGAUUUCUUAUUUAGAUUUCCUUCAAAGGGGUGUCUUGAUGCUCGUUAAGGGCUC
Cherax quadricarinatus is the source of this 2116-nucleotide messenger RNA. NCBI's taxonomy places the organism in Eukaryota, Metazoa, Arthropoda, Malacostraca, Decapoda, Parastacidae. The record is from RefSeq and is a predicted model, not a curated record.